GCAUCCUCCAGAAGGGCGACGGCUCCACGCUGCACCUGAAGCGCUACCCGCGCACCAUCAAGGUGGUGGUGGGCACGGGGCUGCAACGGUCGCUGCAGUGCGAGGACUGCAAUGGCGUGGCGCGGGACGCGCGCCUGCUCACCCCGGUCGCGCUGGCCUCCGGCCCGGACGGCUCGCUCUACGUCGGCGACUUCAACCUCAUCCGACGCGUCACCCCGGACGGCAACAUCUAUACCGUGCUGCAGCUCAGCGCAACGCAGGUCUCGCACCAGUACUACCUGUCCGUGUCGCCGGCUGACGGCCACCUGUACGUGUCCGACACGGAGCGCCACCAGAUCCUGCGCGUGCUGCAGCUCGGCCCCAACAUCGAGGACCCGCGCAUCAACUCGGAGCCGGCCGUGGGGUCUGGUGACCGCUGCGUCCCGGGCGACGAGAACCACUGCGGCGACGAGGGUCCUGCCCUGCAGGCGCGCCUCGCGCACCCUAAGGGGCUGGUGAUCGCGGCCGACAAGACCAUGUACAUCGCGGACGGCACCAACAUCCGCGCCGUGGACCCGAAGGGCAUCAUCCACACUCUGGUGGGGCACCACGGCCACCACAACCUGUGGCAGCCCAUCCCGUGCUACGGUGCCAUCCCCGCGGCCCAGGCGCAGCUGCAGUGGCCCACGGGGCUGGCGCUCAGCCCGCUCGACGGCUCGCUGCACUUCAUUGACGACCACCUCGUGCUCAAGCUGACCAGCGACCGCAAGGUGAAGGUGGUGGCCGGCAUGCCGCUGCACUGCCACGCGUCCACGUGCGGGGCCAAGGACCAGCCGGGCCAGCAGGACACGCCGGGCAAGGAGCAGGCAGAGCCGCAGCAGGCAAAGACGGGCAAGCAGCAGGAGGCGCAGGCCGCGGGCGCGCGAGGCGCUACCCAGCCGGACGACAAGAAGAAGCAGGAGGAGCUCGAGAGCGAGGAGGGCUCCGAGGCCACCUCCACCGUCCUGGGCAGCAUCCUAUCCAUCGCGUUCAGCCCCAACGGCGAGCUGUUUAUCGCCGAGGCCGACUCGCGCAAGGUGAACGCCAUCCGCGUGGUGGACUCGGCCGGUCGGAUGUCCGACUUCGCUGGGCGGCCGCAGCCUCAGGACGCCUUCUUCCCGAUGCACGGCUGCUCCUGCGAGAGUAGGAACGCCACAUGGGGCCCCGGCACCACCGCGGGUCCUGGUCCUAGUCCCGCCUGUACUUGCGGUGGCCUGCCCCAGGACGACCCUUCGGCAGGAUCCUCAGCCGGUAAGGACUCGCGUGAGACACUGUUGUCGUCCAACGCCAAGUUCACGUCCAUCUCGGCCAUGGUGGUGUCGCCCGACGGCGUCUUGCACGUGGCGGACCAGGGCAGCCUACACGUCCUCGCCCUGGAGCACUACCUGCCAACCCACGACGAGAACGGCGAGUUCCGUAUCCCGUUCCCGCCCACCGGGGAGGUGUACGUGUUCAACCGGUACGGCCAGCACGUCGCCACACGGGACCUGACCUCCGGCAACACGCGCUACACGUUCCUCUACUCCAAGAACACGAGCUUCGGCAAGCUGUCGACGGUGACGGACGCGGCGGGCAACAAGAUCCUGUUCCUGCGCGACUACAGCAACGUGGUGAGCACCAUCGAGAACACGCAGGACCACAAGUCGGACCUCAAGAUCUCGGGCAUCGGCUUCCUGGAGAAGUUCUCCGAGCCGGGCCGCUCCGAGAUCGACCUGCACUACGAUUCCAACACGGGGCUGCUGACGAGCCGGGCGGACGCCAAGGGUGCGGGCGGCAAGACGUCGAUGUACCGCUUCGACGAGCUCGGCCGCGUGACGCAGGUGAUCCUGGCCACGGGCGAGACCAUCGAGCUGCGCUCGCGCAUCUCUCUGGACGACGGGCUGGCCGUGGAGGUGCUGGCCCCGCAGGCCGCCGUCGCCAUGGCGACCAGCGCGCCGCAGCAGCCCGCCGCCGACAAGCAGGCCGUGACGCUGCGCAUGGCGGGCCGCGGCGCGCGCCGCCUCUUCAUCUCGGACGGGCUGCGCGUCAGCGAGGCGGCCAGCUACCGCAACGGCUCGCUCACCGUCCGCGGGCCCUUCGCGCCCUGGGGCGGCGAGCUCACGUGCGCCGCACGCCGCCGCCACCCGCUCCUCGAGCUGGCGCUGCCCGUCGAGGCCGAGAUGCUGCCCAUGUGGAGCGACCAGGUGGUGUCCGCGUCGCCGUCCGCGCCGGGCCCCAACGCCAUGGCGUGGAGCUACAACAUCGUGGGCGACGCGGGCAGCUCGCAGCACAAGCUGCACCAGGACCUCUGGGUCAACCACAGCCGUGUGCUGGCCAUGGAGUACGACCAGGCCGUCCGCCGGCAGACCUUCUACGACCGCGAGGGGCAGCCGCUGCUCGUCGUCAGCCUCGACCACGAGGGACUCCCGCUCGCCUGGACGCUGGCCAACGGCGGCGCGGCCGUCAACAUCUCGUACGACCGCUUCCGCAGGGUGGACUCGUGGCGCUGGGGCAACCAGCUCGAGAAGUACAGCUACGACCGGAAGGGGCUGCUGUCCGAAAUAUCGACUCCGGAGGACGGCGCGCUCCAGUUCACCUACGACGAUCUCAACGUGCCCACCGUCAUCACGCUGCCCAGCAAGCGGAGGUUCGAGCUGCGCUACGACAGCGACGGCGGCCUGCGGCACAUCACGCUGCCCAGCGGCACCCACCACUCGCUGUCCGUGCAGCCGUCGCUGGGCUUCCUGCGCGCCACCUACACGGCGCCCGGCGCCCCGCGGCCCUACCUGCAGCACUUCUCGUACAGCGGGCUGCUGCUGCAGACGGUGUACCCGGGCGACGGCGCGCGCGUCAUCUACAAGUACACGGCGUCUGGCAAGCUGGCCGAGGUGCUGCACGGCGACGGACGCACGCGCAUCAGCUACUCGGCGCAGACGGGGCUGGCCAGCUCGGUGCAGCACUCGGAGCGCGACCUCGACUACCGCUGGGACUACGGCUACUCGGGCGGCGUGCUCGCCGAGGAGCGCAUCGAGUUCGGCCCCAAGACCGGCCUCAACAACGCCAAGAUCAGCUACGAGUUCGACGACAACCUGCGCGUCGUCUCGGUGGCGGGCCGCGUCAGCGGCCAAGCCCUGCCCGAGCACACGCUCGCCUACUCGCCGCGCACCGGCGCCGCCACGCAGCUCGGCCAGUUCCAGGUGCAGCGCUCCAACGGCAACGAGACCCGGCUGGCGGACGGCACCGCCGUGUUCACCCGCACCACCAACCGCAUGAUGCAGGAGGUGCAGGUGGCCGUGACCAUCCACAACAUGGAGGCCUUCCGCAUGGAGUUCUCCUACGAUUCGCGUGGCCGCAUCAGCCAGACGCGCACCUACACCCGGAACGUGGGCGUCAACAUGUACACCAACGUCAAGAACUUCACGUGGGACGCUGACGGGCAGCUGGCGGGCGUGGCGGCGCAGGAGCCGUGGAGCUUCGAGUACGACCCCAACGGCAACAUGCUCUCGCUCACCUACCGGGGCAACACCAUCCCCAUGGAGUACAACCAGAUGGACCGCGUCGUCAAGUUCGGCGAGGGCGUGUACCGCUACGACAGCCGGGGACUCGUGGUGCAGAACGCGCGCGAGGAGCGCUUCCACUACAACGCCAAGGGGCUGCUGGUGCGCACCAACAAGCGAGGUCGUUUUGACGUCCGGUACUACUACGACCACUUGGACCGGCUUUCCGUCAGGAAGGACAACUACGGCAACGUGACGCAGUUCUUCUACACCAACCACAAGCGCCCCAACGAGGUGACGCAGGUAUACUCGCCGCGCGACGGCAAGCUCACGUCGUUCAUGUACGACGACCGCGGCCACCUCGUCUUCGCGCAGGUGUACCGCCACAAGUACUACAUCGCGACGGACCAGUGCGGCACGCCCGUCAUGGUGUUCAACCAGUACGGCGAGGGCAUCCGAGAGAUCAUGCGCUCGCCGUACGGCCACAUCGUCUACGACUCGAACCCCUACCUGUACCUGCCCAUCGACUUCUGCGGCGGGCUGCUCGACACGGUGGUGUCGCUGGUGCACAUGCCCGGCGGCAAGGUGUACGACCCGCUCAUCGGGCAGCUCAUGGGCCCCGCCUGGGAGGACGUGCCCGCGCGGCUCAGCCGGCCCACGCACCUCAACCUGUACCGCUUCAACGGCAACGACCCCAUCAACGUGCGGCGC
Frankliniella occidentalis (western flower thrips) is the source of this 4205-nucleotide messenger RNA. RefSeq names its product teneurin-a. Gene Ontology annotation, biological process: motor neuron axon guidance. The transcript has 6 exons. The record is from RefSeq and is a predicted model, not a curated record. NCBI's taxonomy places the organism in Eukaryota, Metazoa, Arthropoda, Insecta, Thysanoptera, Thripidae. The annotation marks the transcript as partial.